UCUUCAAAUUUUUAUUACUUCUUUUCCCCCAAACACCACACACACACACACACACAAAUACGGCAAUGAACUCCUUCUCAGUGUUCUUGGUAUUUGCAUUGGCUGCUUUGGCCGCAGCUGAGCCACCAUCUGGCUAUAAUUAUCCACGUGGCGGCGGCGGUGGCGGUGGUGGCGGAUUUGGUGGCGGCUUUGGUGGCUCCUCCUUUGGCGGCGGCGGCGGCGGCGGUGGCUUUCAGGCCGUCAGCGGUGGCUUCCAGACGUCGGAGGGUCAAAAUGUAGAUCCUCAGCUGCUGGAGCAGGUGCGUCAGAUCCUGCUCAAUGAGGAGAGUAAGCUGGGCGGUGGUGGAGGAGGCGGCGGCGGUGGUGGCGGCGGUGGCUACCCCAGCGGACCCUCCACCAGCUACGGUCCACCCUCGACGAGCUAUGGUGCGCCUGGCUUUGGUGGCGGCGGCGGUGGACGCGUUGUUGGCAUCGAUUUGGAGGGUGUGCGUCAGGCCAUCCAAGUCGCACAAUUCGCCCAGCAGAGCACACAGCAGGGUGGUGGAGGCGGUGGCUACCCCAGUGGCCCAUCUGGUUCAUAUGGUGCUCCAUCGCGACCCAGUGGCAGCUACGGUGCGCCCUUCUAAGCCAACUAAUUGUGUGCUGCCCAAAAAGAAGAAGAGGACAACAACAAAUCAAAAAUACCAAU
Molecule: messenger RNA, 688 nt
Organism: Drosophila grimshawi
Lineage: Eukaryota; Metazoa; Arthropoda; Insecta; Diptera; Drosophilidae
Product: putative glycine-rich cell wall structural protein 1
Exons: 2
Coding region: 66-626 (186 amino acids)
Source: RefSeq, a predicted model, not a curated record